AUGCCAUCAGGUCUCUUCAUUGAUGGUGUCCUAAGUGAUGCAAUGAACUGGCAAUACCCGCGUGCCGAGGGCAGCUCGAAAGACGGCGUGUACACGGUCGGUGACGCUACCGAGACCGCAAGCAUGAGCUGGGCUCUUGCCUCUGCAUACUUCCUCUCGAGCCCUCUAGGUGACGACAUCCCGCGUUUUAUCCAGCACCUCGGUCCACGCUAUGCCGGCCACUUCCAAGCGUCCGACCUCGCCAAAUUCAUGACCUACGAGGCUGCGACGUCGCUCAGCAUCUUCCUCACGAGUGUCGCGCAGUCGAAGAAGCCCUCGGCGAUGAGCACGCUCAUCAAGAACGGGCUCGGGAUCAACCCCGACGCGAUCUUCUUCGUGCUCACGCCGUCGGUGUGCAACAUGCAUGUCUCCGAGAGCACGGACCAGCUUGACAUCCUGCAGAACGACCGGGGGCUGAGGGUGAUCUUGGACGGGGACGUCAUCACAGUCAGAAAUGUGUCGCUGGACCUGUCGAUGUGGAGACUUGGAGGCGCAGCGCUGCCGUUGCAGCUGAUACAGCUUACGCAGAGCCCUCAUGAGCUGUCCCGCACGCUUGCUAUUUUAGCUGGAGGGCUCCGCAACGACUGGCAGAACUCGGAUGACAUGGAGCGGAUUCGUGGCUAUGAAGUUCUUGCCGACAUGCUACGACAAAAGAGCCAGCUGAUCAACAUGACCAGUUUCGAGACGCUGUUUGAAUUCUUGGGACUCAGCUUCCGAUAUCCUGACCAAUCCACCGUGAUCAAUACUGUGGCCUACCGCGCUAUCGCACUCGACUUGCACCUCUGGGCGCAGACAAAGGCCGAGAUCCAGCAGGCGCACAUGGAGCAAUUCUCGAUGCUCCUUCGCACGAGCAAGUACAAGAAGUUCAACAUCAAGCAACGCCUCGGCAAGAUGAACAUUGUUCGCAAAUUCAUAUUCGCCCUCCAGACGGAUUGGUACACAUCAGAGUCGGUGCCAUGGCUAAUCGAGACGUUGAAGGUUGUUGCUGAGGCGCAAUUCUCCACGGAAGACGUGAUCAAGCCGACCGUCGCUUAUUUGGCUGCCAAUCUUCACCCAGAUCUACCUGAGUCUGGCUUGCCACAAUCGCCUCUCCUGCGACUGGACCCAAGCGAGUCCCGUCUGAGGGCCGAACUCGUCUUUGAGGCACUUGUAUUGACCCUACAGCAAACUCCGAACGCGUUCAUCAAAUUCACCUCUGCACUUCCUCUGACACGGAUCUGUCUGCUGCUCCUCGGCGACAAGCCUUCGUCCGCUGUCGCUACUCACGUUCUUCGCCUCAUCGAGUCGAGCCUGAAGGUCAGCACGUCGUUCAGCAGGAAAUUCGAGCUCGUCAGUGGGUGGAUCACGCUCAAGAUUGCGCUGCCGCAAGCGUGGUCGCCGAGCGUGCAGGCUGCAGCGUUUGAUGUCCUGCUCGGCGGCGCAUACUCUUCGCAGAGCGCUGAGUUGGCGGUCGUGUGCCCUAGCAUGCUUCCUGUGAUCUUGUCCUGCCUCAAAUACGAGCUGGACAUUCUCUCGGGGGCGAGCCAUUUGCAUCAUGAUAUUCACGCUCAUGGAGAGGCUGGGGUGUAUGCCAACAGCUUGCUCGAGGAAUUAAUCAAGAUACACUCCUUCAGUCUAACCUUCCGCCAAGCCUUCCGCUCUCAAGUGACAACGCAGACAUUCAUUGACGCCUUCAAGUCCUUCGUCACGGCCAUUCCUGGUCUGGAGCAGCUUGACAACAUCGUCGUAUGGGUGCUUGAAAAGCUCAGCCACCUCGCAUUGAGCAUCUCCUUGGAUGAUACUGUCGCCGUUCCUCAGCGGAAGGAGAUUCUCGAGACCGUCCAGACAGCCGAGGUCAUCCUUCAUCCAAGUACGACUCCACAGUCGGGCAUCAAUCCGAGCGCGAUCCUCCCAGCACGACCAAAGCAAGGGCGACGCCAGUCGACGAGAUUCAGUCUUCAGCUCGGUGAGCGUACAGUCCAGCGGUCGAACACGAAAAUUCAGGAAUGGAGGAAGAAUGUCACGGCGACCGAACGGAAACGGCUGCGCAAGAACAUCCUCGAUUUGCGAGAACAAAGGCGUCAGAUAUCACGGUUGACCGAGUGGGCUACCGUCCUCACGACUGAACGUGGCUUGUGGGCACCUCCAGAGACAGAUCGCAAGUGGAGGCUUGAUGAGACUGAGGGCCCAUAUCGCGUCAGGAAAAAAUUAGAGCCUGAGCAGGAAAGGAUCUUCCUGUCUCAGGUCGACAAGAAGUUGCAGCAUUUGAAGAUUCAAGAACCGUCUUCUGAUGUCCAAUCUGUCAUUCAAGUCGUGACGCCUCCAUGGGCUGAAUCUUACGAGAUCUCAGCUAGUGCAGAAGACCGCUUUUUGGAGGAAGAAGUGCUGGACGACAAACAUCGCAGAGUACGGCACGAACUCGAAGCAGGCGAUGUCAUAGAGGCUGUUGACACUGUCGCACGGAUAUCUGGUAUAGACUCAUUCCCUGGUCUUCUAAUUUUCGGCCGUACUCAUUUGUACAUGAUGGAUGGCCUCGUGCAGAACGGCGACGGGGAAGUUAUAGACGCCUCAGAUGCGCCGAAGGAAAUGUUCCUCAUACCGGGAACUACCACCGACAUGAGUAGUUCGCAGAGUGCACAACGAUGGCCGUUCGACGAGGUCGCAAGCCUCAGCGAGAGGACAUUUUUAUUCCGUGAUGUAGCGCUCGAGAUGUACUUCAAGGACAGCAGGUCUCUUCUCGUCGUCUUCACAAGCAAGGACAAGAGACAGGCGAUGGCCCAGAGGCUUAACAACAUCACGUCUGGCGGCGUACGUUACGGGAACAGUCUUACUCCAGGGGGCCUUACGCCUGCGAUCUUGAAUUCACCAAUCGUCAGCCGUCUCAGUGCAAGGAUAAGCGGUACUGUUAGUGGCGGAGCUCUCAUGGGAUUCAGAGCAGACGAGCUUUCGACCGCGCAGAGGAAGUGGCAGGCAAGGGAAAUAUCCAACUUCACGUACAUUGGUAUUCUCAACCAAGUCUCUGGCAGGACUCCCAGCGACGCGACGCAAUAUCCGGUCUUCCCAUGGAUUAUCAGCGACUACUCAUCGAGUGUCUUGAACCUUAACUCAGAAGAGACUUUCAGAGAUCUCACAAGGCCUAUGGGCGCUCUGACAGAGGCCAGGCAGGAAGCGGCAGCGGCUAGGUACAGCGCGCUCAAAAGUGUCGACGAGAAGCCGUUCCACUACGGAACACAUUUUAGCUCGUCGAUGAUUGUGUGCCAUUUCCUGAUCCGCAUGGAGCCGUUCACGCAUAUGUUCAAGACGUUGCAGGGAGGCGAUUGGGACCUUCCGGAUCGUCUUUUCAGCGACAUGAAGCGCGCAUAUGAGUCUGCGUCGCAAGACUUACGGGGAGAUGUAAGAGAACUGAUACCUGAGUUCUAUACCUGCCCCGAGUUCCUGGAGAACUCUGCGAAUCUUGACUUCGGCAUUCAACAGAACACUGGCGAGCGGAUCCACCACGUCAAGCUGCCUCCUUGGGCGAAACAGGAUCCUCUGUUGUUCGUUACCCUCAAUCGGCAAGCCCUGGAGAGCGACUAUGUCAGCAGGAAUCUUCCGACAUGGAUCGACUUGAUCUGGGGGUACAAGCAGCGAGACCCUGACUCGUUCAAUGCCUUCCAUCCUUUGAGUUACGAGGGCUCCAUUGACCUAGAUGCCAUUACCGACGAUCUGGAACGAGAGGCGACCGUCGGGAUCAUACACAAUUUCGGUCAAACACCCCGAAAGCUGUUCAACUCUGCACAUCCUGAUAGAAUGAUGCACGGUGCCUCGACGCUACCCAUCGGCAACAUCUAUGGUAUCUCGGAAGACUACCAUCUGCUCUCUCAAAACACUCGCGUAACGAGGGACAUCGGAAAGCCCGUCUCCAAUCUUGUAAUUGACUUGAUUGGAGAGAGAAUCAUUCCAUGCCCGCUAGGCUCUCUGGCUGUUCCGUCGCGCCCACACGAGGUGAUUGAAUGGGACCCUCCGCACAUCCCUGCGGGUGAGCUCCGUGUACAGGUAGAUAGGAAGACCGCGCAGGUCGUCGAGUCUGCGCUCUGCUCAUGCGCUGCGUUCGCGGACUCAGAGACACUUGUCACGGGCUCUACCGACUACACUGUCCGGCUUUGGAAGCUGUCUCGAGCCUCGCCGGGUGGUCAUAAGUCGGAGCCUCCACUGAACGUUAACCUGACGCACAUCAUGCGUGGACACUCUGCGCCUGUAUCGUGCAUCGCUGCGUCAAGGGCAUGGUCAUUGGUAGUGUCCGGCUCUCGAGAUGGGAGCGCAGGUCUCUGGGAUCUGAACAGAGGGAUACACGUGCGAUCGAUAUGGCACGGCGAAGGCCCUGCCCACGCCGUCCACCUGGCUGCCAUCCAAGAGAGCUUGGGCUACAUCGCCACCUGCUCGCAAGAAAAGCUCUGGCUGCACACGAUCAACGCGCGGCCCAUCGCAAUGCUCGACCUGCGCGACAUCCCGGGCUCGCCGAUCUACCCACCGAUCGCAAGCAUGGCUUUCCACGAGCGCGAGUUCUCGAAGCUGCCAGUCCUGGCGACGGGCUCACCCGACGGAACCAUAACACUGCGGACGUGGAACACGGACAACACGCCCGAGGGCGAGAAGGCUGUCUGGAAGUUUGUCACGUUGAAGAAGGUGAAGGUGAAGACUCCAGACGGUGCCGCUGCGCCUCGUGGUGCUCUGCCUUGUAUCACAGCUUUGCGUUUUGUUGGGGAGAGCCUGUACCACGGCGAGGAUUCAGGCAAGGUUUACUCUUGGAAUCUACCGGACUAGUUUGGGCGGCAUUUCUUGGUUUUUAUAUGGCAUAGAAGGAUGUUCUGGAUGUCAUCUUCGUAGAGGUGCAAUGCAAUCUUAC
Messenger RNA from Phanerochaete carnosa HHB-10118-sp, 4903 nucleotides. RefSeq lists its product as uncharacterized. The transcript is spliced from 24 exons. Lineage: Eukaryota; Fungi; Basidiomycota; Agaricomycetes; Polyporales; Phanerochaetaceae. Gene Ontology annotation, molecular function: protein binding. The record is from RefSeq and is a predicted model, not a curated record. The coding region runs from base 1 to 4821 and encodes 1606 amino acids.